This is a messenger RNA of Polyodon spathula (Mississippi paddlefish), 2481 nucleotides long. It is a transcript of the gene nox1, whose product is annotated as NADPH oxidase 1. The record is from RefSeq and is a predicted model, not a curated record. Lineage: Eukaryota; Metazoa; Chordata; Actinopteri; Acipenseriformes; Polyodontidae. Gene Ontology annotation, cellular component: NADPH oxidase complex; plasma membrane. The coding region runs from base 102 to 1793 and encodes 563 amino acids. The transcript is spliced from 13 exons. Gene Ontology annotation, biological process: defense response; superoxide anion generation. Gene Ontology annotation, molecular function: superoxide-generating NAD(P)H oxidase activity.
GGCGCGGUCUCAGGCGGCUUCGGCAUUAAAACAGACAAAUAUAGAGCCGCUUCUCACUUCAUACAGCAAACUGCAAACACGUCUCCAACAAACACAUCGGCAUGGGCAACUGGGUUGUUAACCAUGGACUGUCGUCUCUUAUCCUGGUGGUCUGGAUGGGAAUCAAUAUAUUCAUCUUUGUUUACUUUUACUUCUUCUAUGACCUGGGACCGCAGUUUAUUUACACACGGCACCUCCUCGGAUCUGCGCUGGCGUGGGCAAGGGCACCAGCGGCCGUCUUGAAUUUUAACUGCAUGCUGAUCUUGCUCCCAGUCUGCCGAAACCUGCUGUCCUUCGUCAGAGGAUCCUGUGUGUGUUUCCACAGGUCCAUGAGGAAGCAGCUGGAUAAGAACCUGUCUUUUCACAAGCUGGUGGCUUAUAUGAUUGGUCUGAUGACAGCUGUCCACACCAUUGCUCACUUGCUGAACCUGGAAUGGCUAAACAACAGCAGGCAGGGCGAUUACGACACCCUCAGCACGGAGCUAUCAGAGAUUGGAGACCACAGUAACGAAACCUUCCUCAACCCCAUCCGCUCCCCUACCACGACACCCUCGUACGUGGCCUUCACCACCAUCGCUGGGAUCACCGGCGUCAUCAUCACGCUGUCCCUCAUCCUCAUCAUCACCUCGUCCAUGGAGGUCAUCCGCCGCAGCUACUACGAGGUCUUCUGGUACACCCACCACCUCUUCAUCAUCUUCUUCGCAGGGCUCGUCUUCCAUGGGGCCGGGCGUAUUGUUCGGUCUCAGACGCAAGACAGCAUGUCUGAACACAACGUCACCUACUGUAAGGAUCGCCCUCUGGACUGGGGGAAGAUCCCGGAAUGCCCUGUGCCCCAGUUCGCAGGAGGGGCGCCAGGGACCUGGAUGUGGGUUCUGGGGCCCAUGGUUCUCUAUGUGUUUGAAAGAAUCCUCCGCCUCUACCGAUCACUGCAGAAAGUCCUUCUCAGAAAGACGGUGAUCCACCCCUACAAUGUGCUGGAGUUGCAGAUGCAGAAGAAGAACUUCAGCAUGGAGGUGGGUCAGUACGUGUUCCUGAACUGCCCUUCCAUCUCCCAGCUGGAAUGGCACCCCUUCACCUUGACCUCGGCCCCGGAGGAGGACUUCUUCAGCGUGCACAUCCGCUCCAUGGGGGACUGGACCAGGGAUCUCAUCAGCAAGGUCAACGAGGCGGAGAAGGUGGGGUUCCUGCCCAGGAUUGCAGUGGAUGGGCCCUUUGGCACAGCUAGCGAGGAUGUCUUUGAUUACGAGGUCAGCAUGCUGGUUGGCUGUGGAAUUGGGGUCACGCCCUUCGCCUCCAUUCUCAAGUCCAUCUGGUACAAAUUCAAGGAGUCCAACCAAAAACUGCGAACAAAAAAGAUCUAUUUCUACUGGCUGUGCCGGGAGACCCAUGCCUUUGAGUGGUUCGCAGACUUGUUGCAUUCACUGGAGGGAGAGAUGGAGGAGAGGGGGAUGCACAACUUCCUCAGCUACAAGCUCUUCCUCACUGGCUGGGAUCACAGCCACGCUGCUCAUGUGAUGGUACACUUUGAUAAAGACACAGAUGUCGUUACUGGACUCAAACAGAAAACGCAUUACGGGAGGCCAAACUGGGAGAAGGAAUUUGAGGAUAUACGCAACGCCCACCCCACGUCUACUGUUGGAGUGUUCUUGUGUGGCCCGCAGGCCCUGGGAAAGACACUGGAAAGCUGCUGUGCCAGAUACUCGGACGUGGAUCCUCGCAAGGUCCGAUUUUACUUCAACAAAGAGAACUUCUGAUCUGGUCGAACUAGCUCCGAGAUCCAGAAACAGAUCAGGAGGAUUCAUCUGGACACUCAUACUAGGACAAUAGUGUCAAUUAAAGAAAAACUGCUCUCCUGCAAACAUUUAGAGGGAAUCUUGCCUUACUCAAUUGGCUGUAACACCGCUGUGACACCUGAACUUUCAAUCACUGCUGACUAUACCCUUUAUCUCUAAUCAAAGAAAGUUUCCAGCACUGCUCAAGAGUGGGGUGGGAUUACAGGAAUCUCUAAGAAUCAGAAAUCCCAUUGAAGAAAUGCCUUGCCCUCUUUCUAGCCCUGGGCUCUGGUUGAGCCUGCAUUACAAGCCUAGACUUACUUUUCUUGGAGUGGGAUGAUAGGAUAAUUAUGGAAGCAAAACACCAGUAAGACUUGGGAUUGUGACAAUGCAUCAAUACUGUCACACUCACUCUUAGAAAGAGAAGGGUAGCCUAAAAAUAGAAAGGGCUUGUUUUUCAAAAUAUGUGAAAAGGUCUUUCUUAGGCCUUUUGUCUCUUGAGACCAGGGUUCAAUAUUAACAACAAACUAGUAUUUCAGUUUCAGGAUUUGGACUAUCGUACUGCUGGAAAGUAACUUUUUAAUUGUUUUAAUGUACGGUACAAUGUGUAUACUAAUUUCUGUAAAAUGUAAUUGUUUAAGAUUAAAUGUCCAACUUUUUUUUCCUCAAA